GUUAUUCAAUAAAACUAGUUACCAUUUGGUAUACGCCACAAACCCUCAACAGUUCAUCAUACACAACUUCGAUCCGCAGCGUAGAUGGAUGCAAAAGCCUUAGCAAAAUCUAAGAGAGCUCACUCUCAACACCAUACUAAGAAGUCUCAUUCAAAUCACAAACACAAAUCCUCCCCAAAUGAAUCCAAAAUUUCGCUCCCACAUCCCUCCAAAGAUGGAAAUCUCCUCUCCCAGGCUGCGCCUAAACUUCCCUCAAACUGGGAUCGGUACGGUGAAGCUACGGCUCCAAUUCCCGAUGUUAUUUUGCCAAAGACUAAAGGGGCUGAUUAUCGCCACCUCAUUGCCGAGGCUCGAUCGCAGAUGCAGUCGUCUACUUCAAUGGAUGUUUUUCCGUCUUUGGAUGAUGUUCUUCCGAGUGGGUUAAGUGGUGGAGGAUCUGCUAUGCUUGCAGCGAGGGGGGAAGGUCUCUUGUCUUUGAUUGAAGAUGACAGUUUCAUUGUGGAUGAAACAGCCACUGCAAUUCCUGAGGCUUCAUUUCUUUCAUUGAAUUUGCACACGUUAGCAGAUCAACUUCAAAAAUUAAAUGUAGCACAGAGGCUCUUUAUCGAGGAAGAUAUAUUACCAUCAGAACUGCAUGCAGACGGAACGACGGUAUAUGAUCAGCAGUCAUCUCAGAUACAAACAUCAGAGUAUCAAGGGGGAGCAAGAAAUAUUGAAAUAUCAUCUGUCACAGAGAAAGGAAACAUCAAAGAUGUAGUUCGAGAUGUGACCAUAGCUUCUUCGUCUAGCUACUUUGGAAGUAUCCAUCAAGAUCCAACCUUCAAUCCAUCGCCAACUUUGUCAAACAAGGUCCAUUAUAAUGCCCAUCCAAUCGAGUGGGAAAUAUCCAGCCAAACCAAGGCUCCAAAGUAUACAGAACAACUUAACACGAAGUUCACGACCGAAAAUCCAAACAAAAAACUCUCGAAGCUUGAUGCAACAUCUGCUGAAGCUGAACUGGAUAUGCUUCUGAACUCAUUUAGUGAUACAAUAAACCUAGACAACACCACACCGAGUAGCUCGUCCUGCAUAGAUGCAGUCUUUAAAGCUUCUCCUCACCUUCCAAAUAAAGGUCCAUAUUCAGCAAAGAAGGCACCCAUUGCUUCAGAACUUGAUGAUGCCUUGGAUGAAUUGCUUCAAGAUACAUCCUAUCUAAUAUCUCGUAAAGAAAAGCCUACCAACAGUCAUAUCCAAUCUCUUUCACUUCAUUCUGGAACCAACUCCAUUGCAAAGAAUGAUUUUGAUUCUUGGCUUGAUUCAAUUUGAGUUCAGUAAGUAAACAAAUUUCUUACCCAUCUAACCCAAUUUGAUGUGUGAUAAUUUAGUCUGUGCCAUAGUUACCUUUUUCAUUUUUUUUUGUGCUAGAGAGCACCACCAUUAUUUUAAUCUCAACUCUAUUGGGGUUGGCUUGUUACUCUUUAUGCAACCAUGUAACCUAAUUUGUUGUGUGGUAGUUAGUUUGUAAAUUGAGGUUUGGAAAAAUUUGUAGUACGAUGGUAGUACAUACAUCUUUCAUUUAACAUUCGAUACGAUUUUUUAUGAUAUAUUAUUUUAUUUUUUUGAA
Molecule: messenger RNA, 1603 nt
Organism: Benincasa hispida (wax gourd)
Lineage: Eukaryota; Viridiplantae; Streptophyta; Magnoliopsida; Cucurbitales; Cucurbitaceae
Source: RefSeq, a predicted model, not a curated record